AGAGGCAAGGCACGUCAACGUGAAGGAGGCCGAGUCGCGUCCGCAUCCGCUGUUAUUGCUGCAAGACUGGAAUUAUUCACCGAUAUUAAAGACAUACACACUAUGGUGAAGCAUCAUCCCGCUUCAAAAGACGGACACGCAAACCUGUCGCUCUGACAUCGACCUUUACCGCCGGAAACCCGUUAGCUUUGGCAGCUAACGUGAGCUAGCUAAGUUAGCUGUUACAUACCCUCGUUUUUUCCAGGCAACUGACCUCCAACACUACAUAGACGCACUGAGUAUCAUUUGCUGGCUAGGUCGGGGUCGUAUUCCCCCUGUGUCUUCAAGUCCCCUCCAAUUGUCCCCGUGUGGUACCCCGUGGACGGUUCCCGAAUAUGAUACAUAAUGAGUCAAAGAGAUACCUUGGUUCAUCUGUUUGCUGGAGGAUGUGGGGGCACGGUCGGAGCCAUAUUGACUUGUCCACUGGAAGUCGUGAAGACCCGUCUGCAGUCGUCCUCGCUCACCCUCUAUGUGUCUGAGGUUCAGCUCAGUACUGUCAAUGGGGCCAGUGUGGCCCGUGUGUCCCCGCCAGGCCCCCUGCACUUCCUCAAAUUGAUAUUGGAGAAAGAAGGACCCCGCUCUCUCUUCAGGGGCUUGGGGCCUAACCUGGUGGGUGUGGCACCUUCUAGAGCAAUCUACUUUGCUGCUUACUCCACUGCCAAAGAGAAACUGAACGGUGUGUUGGAACCCGACUCCACACAGGUACACAUGGUGUCGGCUGGAAUGGCAGGUUUUACAGCCAUCACAGCAACCAAUCCAAUAUGGCUCAUAAAGACCCGUCUACAACUGGAUGCUAGGAAUCGAGGUGAGCGGAGGAUGAGUGCAUUUGAGUGCGUGCAGCGGGUGUAUCGGGCAGAUGGCCUACGAGGCUUCUACAGGGGUAUGUCGGCAUCCUACGCCGGCAUCUCAGAGACUGUGAUCCACUUUGUGAUCUACGAAAACAUCAAACGCCGCCUCUUGGAGGCCAAGUCCCCGCAGAACAUGGACGAUGAAGAGGAGACGUCCAAAGACGCUUCAGAUUUUGUGGGGAUGAUGCUUGCUGCUGCCACUUCCAAGACCUGUGCCACAUCAAUCGCUUAUCCUCAUGAAGUGAUCCGCACCAGGCUACGCGAGGAGGGCACCAAGUAUAACUCCUUCUUCCAGACUCUAAGAACAGUGCCCAAAGAGGAGGGCUACCGCGCCCUGUACCGUGGCCUCACCACCCAUCUGGUACGACAGAUCCCCAACACCGCCAUCAUGAUGUGCACCUACGAGCUGGUUGUCUACCUCCUGAACGGUUAAAGUCUCCUCCCCCCACCACCACUUAGACAGUAUAUGUAACCCUAACCCUGUUCGGAGAUGGAGAAAAGAGAAUGAGAGCAACUGCACACCAGCUAGCACAGCAACUUGCUCGCCAGAAGAGGACAGAGACAGCACGGUGACCUCUGUCACAGUGACGCGAGUGGCUGUUAAAAAUAAGUUGGCAGUUUUGUUUUAUAACCAAAGGGUCUGGCACAGGGAGGAGGAUCAAGAAGUUCCUCACAUUGGUUUGGGGAUCUGGGUUUAGCACUGACAAAGAAAUGGUUGCCCUAUUUUCAUUUUAAUUCCAUCCUCUUCUCCCUUCGGUUAUAUGCGUCGCCUCUGGAAGCUCAGAUUCAGAGUGUUGAAGAGAGGACCUGAGUUAUAGUAUAUUCUGCCUCUAACAAUACUAAUAAUAAGUACAGUAAUUCUAAUCCUUACUACCUAGAGGAUAGAAGACCCCCUCCGUCAGUAGGUUUUGCUCUCACACUGAUGAUCAGUUUUUGAAAUAUUCUAUUAGUAUCAUACAGUAUCGCCUGCAUCCCUCAGAGUGCCACUAGAGGACCAGAAUACAAAGAUGGCAGGAUCAGUAGUGAGCUUAAGUGUCUGAUGAGGGUUCUCAAGUUAGGGAGAAUUAAUCAGUGCUUGAGGCCUGUUGAGGCAGGGUAAACAGAGGAGAAUAAGGAGGGAGGUGAAGGGGAGACGUGCCUUGUGUGAAAAAUGUGAUGUAGACGAAGAUGCACAAUGGCUGCAGGAGGAGGCGGAGCUCUGGUUGACCUGUCACAACAAAGGUGUAGAAAUGUAGAGUUGUAAACUGGCACUGUGUGAUUUCAGGUGCCCUUAGUGAACCUUUUACAUAUCGUGAACAUAGACACGCUCACCUGAAGGCUUUCAGCAUUUCUAAUACUAGUCACAAUGUGCUGACGAUGCAGGAAUUGACAUGCAUUUGUAGCUCUGUACACUACCUACAUGAUGGAUAUCUGCUAGCUUCAUACAAGUCUACAUAACGGCAUCGAUCUCUGGAACUGUACAUGUUUGUGUUAGCCACGUGUGGAAGAGGAGUAAUCACUAAGGUUAAAUGGAGGGUAAAAAGUCCCCAGACUAAACCAGAAUAUAAUCCACCAUUCUAACUACUGGAAUGUAAAUAAACAGGAGGAUUAAUUCACUAAAGGCAGGGAAGUAAAACACUGACUGAUGUUGUGAAUUGAAAAAAAAAAAAAUCAUUAACAAAUUUUAACAAACGGUAGUAUUGAUAGAUGUAUUCAAUACCUACUUAUCGUGAUGGUGUUGCAUUUGUCUGCCCAGUAAUGGCUAAAUGCAAACAUGUAGUGCAUUUUCUAUAGAGGGGAGGGGAUUUGCCUGUUAUUUGUUGCCUGUUUUCAAACAACUGUGUUGUUCUUAUAGCACUUUUCAGUGUCUCUCUAGAAGCUUCGUCACAUUUAGUCUUUUCCUCAGUUGGAGAAUCCGGGCUGGUUUUACAGGCGAGGACAAUCCUCUUGAGUUUACUCUGGAAACUUGUACAGUUUAGCCAGUGUGUGGAGGAAGUGGCCAGGAACACGCUCUUCAUAAGCACACAUUCAUUAAAUAUAGACCAGUAUAACACGCGCACACACAGAAAAGAGUUGACUAUUGUGUCGAUUCCCUUGUUGUUCGAGAAAACAAACAUCUGCAUUUCUGUCAGUUUUAAAAAAAUGAAACCGCUUUUUUGUUCGUCAGUGUUUAAUGUGGUGUUGGAUGUCCUCUCGGAACGGAAAGGUACCUGCUCUCCUCUUUGGAUACAUUUGUUUGUGUUUUUCCAUUUUACCAUGUCAUGUUUCAAACAGUACAAAAGACAAAGACAGUGUUUUGCCCUCACCUCAUUUGUCCCCAGUAACCAUAGAGGUAACUUUCCUUCUGUAAUCACAUGACACACGAACCAGCCUGUUGAUAACUGUGUGCAUUUUCACUGCAAACUUGAAGGGCAUGGCUUGGUCCACUAACAACAAAUGCUAAAUUCUCAUAUCGCUUAAACAGCACGAGGUGUUGCUGUUACCCCUCGGUGUAUCGGAACUCCCAACACCUCAGUGCUGUGUGAAGUGGAAGGACAGUGUAUGCAGCUCAGCUAAGCUGGCUUUCCUCAAUGUGAACACUUUUGAGUUUUACAGCACACAUGAAGGAUGCAUUAGAUUAGCCGCAUUGUGCAGAUCUUCUCGGAGAUGCGUUAAUGCUCACACACAGUACCAUCGACACACAUUAUUGAUGUAGUAGUGAGAGGUCAGACCUCCGUGCUUGUGCGUGCGAUUGGACGUUUGUGUAUCAAGGUGCUGGCUACUUUCACGAUGGUUUUAAAACAGGACAGAUGACAGUCUUCGCAUGUAGUGUGAGUUGAUUGUACUUAUUAAAGGGUCAGUUCACCCCAAUUCACAAAAGAAUUGUAGAAUUUUCUUUGGGUCGGGGGUGAAGUGACCCUUUAACUAUAUGGUUAUAUGCAUCUUAUUCACUUGUAUCAUAUGAUGCAUUAUUCCCUGGAUCCCACGGUCAUUCUUUUGCACCCACUCGUUUGCAUUGUGUGCCAGUAAGUGCGUGCAUGUGUUGUGCGUGUGCUUGCUUAGAUGACAGUCGCCUGUCAUCCAGUCGUGUCUUGUGUGUGAGAGACCAUAGGAGUAUGUAUGCAUUCAGACUAGCUGCAAACAGUGUUGUUUUUAUCUUUUUAAAUAAAUUGUUGCCUUCUCCUGAAGCCCUUUGUUUUUUCCCAUGUUGUCAUUGAUGAGCCCACUGUGAGUGUGGCUCAGUCUAUGCAUUCUCUCAUACUUGUUUUUGUAAAACAAAAAACUAAUAAAACUGAAAGAGUGCAAGUAUA
This is a messenger RNA of Chelmon rostratus (copperband butterflyfish), 4156 nucleotides long. RefSeq names its product solute carrier family 25 member 36-A. Gene Ontology annotation, cellular component: mitochondrion. The transcript is spliced from 7 exons. Gene Ontology annotation, biological process: pyrimidine nucleotide import into mitochondrion. NCBI's taxonomy places the organism in Eukaryota, Metazoa, Chordata, Actinopteri, Chaetodontiformes, Chaetodontidae. The record is from RefSeq and is a predicted model, not a curated record. Gene Ontology annotation, molecular function: pyrimidine nucleotide transmembrane transporter activity. The coding region runs from base 385 to 1320 and encodes 311 amino acids.